GGAAGUGUGUGGAUACAGGAGAAACGAAACCUAUUUUCUUGCUACACGAGCCUCUGUUUAAGAAUACAUGCUGUUCUUGUUCACUUAAAGCUGUGAAGAGGGAAUAUUUGUAUUUUCUUCUGUAAAAACAGAGCAUUACCUUUAGAGGUAUAUCAACUGUCUGCAAAAAAAAAAAAAUGGCCGAAUCAGUGAGUCAGUAUGAGGAUCAGUUCAGUUGUUCAAUCUGUUUGGAUCGGCUGAAGGAGCCAGUGACGAUUCCCUGUGGACACAGUUACUGUAUGAGCUGUAUUACUGACUGCUGGGAGCAGAAGGAGCAGGAGCCGCCGUACCGCUGUCCCCAAUGCAGAGAGAGCUUCAGUCAGAGACCUCUACUGAAGAAGAACACUCUGAUAGCUGAGAUGAUGGAGACGCUGCAGAAGACGUCCCUACAAACGGCUGCUGUGGAGUGUGAUGUUUGCACUACAGAGAAGAACAGAGCUGUAAAGUCCUGUCUGCAGUGUUUGGCCGCCUUCUGUCAAACUCACCUGCAGCUUCACUAUCAAUCUCCUGUGUUUAUGAAGCACAAACUAGUUGAAGCCUCCAGAAACAUUCAGGAGAACAUCUGCAUCAGUCAUGGGAAACCUCUGGAUAUUUACUGUCAGUAUGAUCAUCAAUGCAUUUGUUAUUUGUGUAUGAUUGAUAACCAUAAUGGCCACAGAGUGGUGUCUGUGGAUUCAGAAUGGACUAGUAAAAAGAAAGAGUUAAAGGAGAUAAAUGCGGCAUGUGAAAAGCUGAUCCAGGAGCGAGAGAGAGGUCAGCAGGAACUCAGUGAAGCUGUGAGGCUCCUUAAGAGUUCAGCACAAGAGGCCAUGGAGAACAUUGAGAAUGUCUUCGCUGAGCUCAUCUGCUCUCUGGAAAAGAAACACUCUGAGAUUAAAGAGCAGAUCAGAGCUCAGGAGAAGACUGAGAUAGAUCGAGCAGAGGAACUUCACAAACAUCUGGAUCAAGAGCUGACAGAACUCAGAAAAAGACAAACAGAGAUUGAGAAACUUCUGAUUACUAAUGAUCAGCUCCAUUGUCUUAAGAGCUGUCAGUCUGUGUGUGUUUUACCAACAUUUGAAGACGUUCCCAGCAUCACUCAACACACUCAUCUGUCUUUUAAAGACAUUUCAAUCUCAGCAUUCAGAGAUGUUUUGGAGGACGUCUAUCAACACCAAACAGCUGGAAUAUCUCGAGUGUCAAAUGUCCAUGUUGCAGAGUCUCCGGAACCUAAAACUCCUAAUGAUUUUUUGCAGUAUUUCUGUCAACUGCAUCUAGAUCCAAACACUGCACAAAAUAACCUCAUCUUGUCAGAAGGGAACAGAAAAGCAUCACAUUCAAAUGAAGUCCAGCAAUAUCCUGAUCACCCAGAACGAUUUGAUGUAUAUCGCCAUGUACUGUGUAGAGAGGGUUUGUGUGGUCGAUGUUAUUGGGAGGUUGAAUGCAGUGGGAACAACUGGUCUGUAGCAGUUACCUACAGAGAAAUUAGUCGUAAAGGACAAAAUAAUGACUGCAGACUUGGGUUUAAUAACAAGUCCUGGAGACUGACCCACUGUUACCAGGAUUUCUAUGUCAGACAUGAUCAUAAACAAGUCAAUCUCUCUCCUUUUAGUUUCUCUAGAAUAGGAGUGUAUCUGGAUCACAGAGCAGGAACUCUGUCCUUCUACAGCGUCUCUCACACAAUGACUCUUCUUUACACAUUCCAGACCACUUUCACUGAACCCCUCUACCCUGCAUUUGGGAUUGGAGAAGGUUUUAUUAGGAUCAAAAAGCAGAGGAGAACUCUCAAAUCCCACAAAUAAGACAAGCAAAAUUUCCUAAACAAAUGUUCUUGUAUACUCUGUACGAAUAAACCAAGGCCUUCAAGGCCAAGUUCAUCAAGACAAAGGGUGUCAACAAGCUUGUCAAUUCCUAAAAAAAAUUACAAAAAAAAAAAAAAAAAAAAUCAGAAAA
Messenger RNA from Labeo rohita (rohu), 1971 nucleotides. RefSeq names its product tripartite motif-containing protein 16-like. The record is from RefSeq and is a predicted model, not a curated record. Gene Ontology annotation, molecular function: zinc ion binding; protein binding. Lineage: Eukaryota; Metazoa; Chordata; Actinopteri; Cypriniformes; Cyprinidae. Bases 177 to 1820 code for a protein of 547 amino acids. The transcript is spliced from 7 exons.